Messenger RNA from Acanthisitta chloris (rifleman), 2201 nucleotides. RefSeq names its product hydroxyacyl-CoA dehydrogenase/3-ketoacyl-CoA thiolase/enoyl-CoA hydratase (trifunctional protein), alpha subunit (gene HADHA). The annotation marks the transcript as partial. The transcript is spliced from 19 exons. NCBI's taxonomy places the organism in Eukaryota, Metazoa, Chordata, Aves, Passeriformes, Acanthisittidae. Gene Ontology annotation, cellular component: mitochondrial fatty acid beta-oxidation multienzyme complex; mitochondrion. Gene Ontology annotation, biological process: fatty acid beta-oxidation. The record is from RefSeq and is a predicted model, not a curated record. Gene Ontology annotation, molecular function: long-chain (3S)-3-hydroxyacyl-CoA dehydrogenase (NAD+) activity; enoyl-CoA hydratase activity; NAD+ binding.
GCUAUGCCUGUCGGAACAUCUCCACCUCCCCUGCCCUCCAGACCAGAACCCACGUGAGCUGUGACAUCAAAGGCGAUGUCGCUGUCGUUCGCUUCAACACGCCGAACUCCAAGGUGAACACCCUGUCCAAGCAGCUGAGUGCAGAGUUCACUGAAGUCAUGAACGAGAUCUGGGCCAAUGAAGCUGUCAGGAGUGCUGUGCUCAUCUCCUCCAAGCCAGGCUCCUUCAUUGCUGGAGCAGAUCUCAACAUGCUUGAAGCCUGCAAGACUUCUCAGGAAGUGACUCAGCUCUCUCAGGAUGGACAGAAGAUGCUGGAGAAGAUUGAGCACUCUCCAAAGCCUGUAGUUGCUGCCAUCAGUGGGAGCUGCCUGGGAGGAGGACUGGAGGUUGCCAUUGCCUGUCACUACAGAGUAGCAACAAAGGACAAGAAAACAGUCUUGGGAACACCUGAAGUGUUACUGGGUCUCCUGCCAGGAGCUGGGGGGACUCAGAGGCUGCCAAAGAUGGUGGGACUUCCUGCUGCCUUUGACAUGAUGCUGACUGGGAGGAACAUCCGUGCUGACAAAGCGAAGAAGAUGGGGCUGGUGGACCAGCUGGUGGAACCACUAGGGCCAGGAGUGAAGACCCCCGAAGCACGAACCAUGGAGUACCUGGAGGAGGUGGCCAUCAGCUUUGCCAGAGGACUGGCCAAUAAGACUGUGUCUGCCAAGAAGUCCAAAGGGCUGGUGCAGAAGAUAACAGACUAUGCCAUGGCUCUUCCCUUUGUGAGGCAGCAAGUUUACAAGACAGUGGAGAGCAAAGUUCAGAAACAAACCAAAGGACUCUACCCUGCUCCGCUGAAGAUCAUCGAGGUUGUGAAGACUGGUCUGGACCAGGGCCGUGAUGCGGGGUACCUGGUGGAAGCCCAGAGCUUCGGCCAUCUUGCACUGACGAAGGAAUCCAAGGCACUGAUGGGACUCUACCAUGGGCAGGUGCAGUGCAAGAAGAACAAGUUUGGAACACCUCAGCGAGAGGUCAAGACUCUGGCUGUGCUGGGAGCAGGACUCAUGGGAGCUGGCAUUGCCCAGGUGUCUGUGGAUAAGGGCAUGAGGACCAUUCUGAAGGACACAGCUCAGAAGGGCCUGGACAGAGGACAGCAGCAGGUCUUCAAGGGGCUGAGCGGCAAGGUCAAGAAGAAGAGCCUGACAUCGUUUGAGAGGGACUCCAUUCUGAGCAACCUGAUGGGCCAGCUGGACUACAAGGGCUUUGAGAAGGCUGACAUGGUCAUCGAGGCUGUGUUUGAGGACAUCAACAUCAAACACAAAGUGCUGAAGGAGGUGGAGGCAGUGAUCCCUGCUCACUGCAUCUUUGCCAGUAACACCUCUGCCCUGCCCAUCAGCAAGAUUGCUGCUGCCAGCAAGAGGCCUGAGAAGGUGAUUGGGAUGCACUACUUCUCCCCUGUGGACAGGAUGCAACUGCUGGAAAUCAUCACCACGGACAAGACCUCCCAGGACACAGCAGCUUCUGCCGUUGCUGUUGGCCUCAAACAGGGCAAAGUGGUCAUCGUGGUGAAGGAUGGGCCUGGAUUCUACACCACCAGGUGCCUGGGGCCGAUGCUGGCAGAGGUGGUCCGAGUUCUCCAGGAGGGCAUUGACCCGAAGAAAGUAGAUGCCAUCUCCACAGGCUUUGGGUUCCCGGUGGGAGGCGUGGACGUGGCCACACACGUGGCCGAGGAUCUCGGCAAGGCCUUCGGCGAGCGCUUCGGCGGGGGCAGCAUCGAGCUCUUCAAGCUCAUGGUGCAGAAAGGCUUCCUAGGUCGCAAGGCAGGGAAAGGCUUUUAUGUUUACCAGGAGGGAGUGAAGAACAGGAGUGUGAACUCUGGCAUGGAGGAGAUCCUGGCGCAGUUUAAGGUGCCGGCGAACCCUGACGUCUGCACCGAGGAGGACAUCCAGAUGCGCUUGGUGUCGAGGUUUGUGAACGAGGCAGCCAUGUGCCUGCAGGAGGGGAUCCUCAGCAACCCCGUGGAGGGGGAUAUUGGUGCUGUGUUCGGCCUGGGCUUCCCCCCGUGCCUGGGAGGCCCUUUCAGGUUCGCAGACUCCUUCGGCGCGAAGCAGCUGGUGGAUAAGCUGCGCAAGUACGAGGCCGUGUACGGUGUCCAGUUCACGCCGUGCCAGCUGCUGCUGGACCAUGCCAACAGCCCUGGCAAGAAGUUCCACCACUGA